GUUUUUCCUUUGCUUCACUUUAGGGCUUCCUUUUGGUGUUUGGAAGACACAAGCAUAGGGAUAGUGAGAGUCCUCGGCUAUGCCUGGCCAAAUCGUAAUGCUCCUGUGUCAGAAAGAAACCAUGAGAAUAAUUCGAGCUAAGCAAGACACUUUCGCUGACACACCACCCCCUGAAAUAGCCACAGGAGCCGACAGCACCGUGGACAAGAAGAAGUACAAAGCCAACGACCGCCGACGCAUGAAGUUCCGCCCAAUCUACCGAAUCUGGGUAGAGGAAUUCCUCCCCCGCUGCCGAGCCAAGGGCCUCUUCCGCCCACCCCUUCCGCCCUCGCCCGCGGAGCCCGACGCCGCCACCACCUCCACCACCACCACCUCAGAACACGCGCGCCUCCUCGUUCGCGACGAAGCCUUCGCCCGCUUCCCCGGCGCCGGAGCCGAGUACGCCGUCCGCCUCCACGAGUGGCGCGCCGAGCGCCAGCGCGACGAGAUCCUCCGCUCCGUCAUCAAGGGCGAGAUCCCUUCCUCGUCGGCCUCGGACCCGGCCUACCGCGCCUGCCUCGUGCGGGCCCUGCGCGAGAUCCUCCUGCCCGGAGAACAGCAGCAGGGGCAGAGCCGGAAGCAGCACGCCAGCCUCGGCCCAGAGGCCGUCGCAGCGCUGGCGCCCGCGAGGCCUAUCAGGGGUGCCGACGGCCUGUACGAUGUUGAUGCUGCGCGGGAGUUUGUGCGGGACCGCUGGGAGGAGGUUGGGAAGGUUGCUUGGGAGGCGCAGCUUGCUAGGGCUAGUGGCCAGCCUUGGGGUGUCAAGCUUGAGGUGGAGGAUAUCCUGGAAGAGAAGGUGGAGGAUAAGCUGGAAGAGAAGGUGGAGGAGAAGGGGGGUGAGAAAGUGGGGGAGAAAGUGGGCGAGAAGGAGGGAGAAGAGUGAUUUCCUUUCUGCGGGACGGCGGCAUACGGCGGCGUAUUUGCUUGCUUGGGUUGGGCUUCUUACUUUAGGCGCUCAGGGUAGAGGGAUCAAAGUUUCUUCUGAGGCAUGGAUUUUUUGUAUGAUCUUCUUGCUCGUUGGGUUUGGUUGGCAUUUAGAGACCCGGAUACCCCCGAUAACUGAGGUGGUCAAUUAUUUCAUGGACCGCUCCUAAUACUAGAUAAUUCCACCCUAAUCAUCCAGC
Phialemonium atrogriseum is the source of this 1163-nucleotide messenger RNA. RefSeq lists its product as uncharacterized. The transcript has a single exon. The record is from RefSeq and is a predicted model, not a curated record. NCBI's taxonomy places the organism in Eukaryota, Fungi, Ascomycota, Sordariomycetes, Cephalothecales, Cephalothecaceae. The coding region runs from base 80 to 922 and encodes 280 amino acids.